This is a messenger RNA of Panonychus citri (citrus red mite), 2620 nucleotides long. RefSeq names its product fas-binding factor 1 homolog. The transcript has 5 exons. Gene Ontology annotation, biological process: cilium assembly; establishment of epithelial cell polarity. Lineage: Eukaryota; Metazoa; Arthropoda; Arachnida; Trombidiformes; Tetranychidae. Gene Ontology annotation, cellular component: ciliary basal body; centriole; ciliary transition fiber. The record is from RefSeq and is a predicted model, not a curated record. The coding region runs from base 219 to 2480 and encodes 753 amino acids.
GAUUUAAUUUUGUUUACAAAUUACUGAUCAUAAUUAUCAAUGAAUCCAUCAAAUCGUGAACAAUUAAACAGCAAGAAAAUAAACAACAAACUUAAAUAUCGGUUCGUGGUUUUGGUCAAGUGAUCGGUGGAAAUUCAACUCUAACUGAAUCCAAAUUCAAGUGGAAUUUAAAAACUAAUUCUUAAUGGUGUUCGAUUAACUGUUCAAUUUGGAUCAAAAUGGCCGAAAGGAAGUCAUUUUUCGACACAUUGUUCUCAGAGGAACCAUCGCCGUCUAUCAAACGAGGUAAAUCAGUUCGAUUUAGUGACAAUGACGAUCAAACCUCAAUACCUGGUGAAGGAAAUUCCCGACAAAAUUUGACGACUUCAAGUGACCUGAGAUCGGGAAGAUCAUCGAUAAACUCAUCGGCAAGUUCAACUCGAGGUCGAUCACCACGAGAUUGGUUAGGAUUAUUGGAAGAUGAUGGUGAUGAUUUUAAAUCUCGUAUCACAACACAAUCACAAUCAACAUCAUCGACAGCAAUUAAACAGCCACAAGUUAAUCAGCAACAAUUAAAUUCUUCCUCUGCUCCAAUUGUUGAUGAAAAUUUAGGAUCAUCGUGGAUAGAUGCUGGUUUAGCGGAGAGAAGAUCAAAAGAUCGGACAAUUAACACAGAACUAUCUCAACAAUUAACUAAAUCAGUCGAUAGUAACACUAAUAGUUGGUUAGAUAUUAAAAAACAAGGUCAAGAGGUCAAGAAAUUACCUGAGGCACCAAUAGGUGAAAGUGAAGUGAAAACAAUUGAAAAUGAAUCAACUGAAUUAACCAAAUUAAAAGAUUCUGCUAUCAUGAUUACCAACACUUCUGGAACAAUUAAAACUGAUUCAUCGCAAUUACAAAUUGCUUAUGUUACAAGUCAAAAGGAUAUUUUAAUUUUACAAGCAAAGGUUGAUAUAUUAAACAUGGAAAAGGAUCAUCUUGUUACUACAAUUGAACAAUUAAAAGAUAAUCACAAGGCAGAAAUCAACGUAUUGAAAACAUUGAAUGAGCAACAAUUAACGAUGACCAUUGAUGUUUAUAAAAGACAAGAGGAAAUGUUAAAGGAGGAAAGAGAUCGUCGGAUAACUGAAUUAAAAGAUCAAUUGGAAAUGAGUGAACGAGAUCGAGAGGAACAACGAACUCGAUAUAAUGAGAAAGUGGAAACAAUUGAACGUGAAUGUAAAGAGGAAGUGGACAGAUUAAAGGAGAUGCAUCGAUCGUUAAUCAAACGAUUAACGGAACAACAUGAGAUUGAUCUGGAACGAUUAAGACGAAUCAAAGGUCAAGAGAUCGAAACGGUUCAUGUUCUACACGAGCAAAGUAAUUCCCUUGAAUCUUUGGUUAACAAAUGGAUAACCAAUGCUGAUAGAAUGGAAUCACUUUAUCAAUCACUUGUAACGAAAGAAGAUGAACUGAUUAAGGGUCGAAUUGAUUGUUUGGAUGUUAAAGAUCGACAAUUAACCGUAAUCGAAGAGAACUGGUCGAUAUUGAGACGAUCAGUUGAACGGGAGAAAGAGUCAAGUGAAGAAGCUAAAGAGAAAUUGAUCAAGUUGAUUGAAGAACAGCGAAAGUUAAUUGUUACGGAACAGCAACGAUUAAAUGAUGAACGUCGAUCGUUUGAUGAGGAGAAACACAAAUUGGACGAGGAGAGACAUCGAGUGGACGAUGAGGUGUCACGGGCACGGGAAAAAUUGUCUCGAGAAUCUGAUGAACUGUCCAGGGAAAAUGUUCGGCUUACAGAUAAAUCGCUUGACCUAGAGAAAAGAGAAUCGUCUUUGAUUAUCAAUCAAAUGGAGUGGAAAAACGAGAUGACCAGAGAGAAGGAUAAUCUUUACCGAUUGACCGGUGAGGUUAAUGAGGAGAGGAAAAUUUUAUCGAAGGAGAAGUCGAAGGUUCAAGAGAUGUACCUGAAUCUACAGUCGGAGCAGCAAAAAUUGGAAAAUAAGAAAAUACUUUUCGAUGGUGAGAAGGAAAAAUUGAAACAAUUAGCUGAGUUAAUUGCUUCCAAUGCGCAACAAUUAGAGACCAUUGGAGCGAUUUCAUUGAAGGAGAAAGAGGAAGGAUUAAGAGCAAUGGAAAUCGCCAAGAAAAUUAGUGAUCAAGUUAAUUGUAAAGAGAUUAAGAUGGAAAAGAGAGCAGAACAAUUAAUUAAAGAGACAAUUAGAGUUGAAGUUGAACGAAAACGUAUUCGCCAGGAAUGGAAAAUACUCCAAGAAAGUAAACACUCAAUCGUUUGUAACCUUUGCGGCAAUGGACUUAAUCGAGUUCAAUUUAAAUCAUCCGAUUAUCCAUUGGUACCGAGCUUGAAUAACGGAGAUGAUGCUUAUUAUACUAAUCCAGAAGAUGAGGAUAUUGUUGAUGAUCGGAUGAUCCUAAUGUGGCAGGUAUCGGCUCAACAAGAUGCUGCUUUAUUGGCCGAAGAGACUGAUUUUGUUAGAAGAUUGAAAAAAGAUUCAGAUUGAUUGUUCAAAUUAAUGAUACAACAAUUAACUCCUUUUGAUUGUCACCAAAAUCAACCCAUCGAUUGUAAUAACCUUUGCAUUGACUUGAUGUGAAAACAAAUUAAAUUAAACUGCCAGAAAUUGUUUAACUAACAUGUAAA